Messenger RNA from Plodia interpunctella (Indianmeal moth), 7501 nucleotides. RefSeq names its product Calcium-dependent secretion activator (gene Cadps). The record is from RefSeq and is a predicted model, not a curated record. Gene Ontology annotation, biological process: synaptic vesicle exocytosis; dense core granule exocytosis. NCBI's taxonomy places the organism in Eukaryota, Metazoa, Arthropoda, Insecta, Lepidoptera, Pyralidae. Bases 186 to 4448 code for a protein of 1420 amino acids. The transcript has 35 exons.
ACGUUUCACCAUAUCCCAGUACAACGGCGGAACCCCAACCCAACUGUAAAUAAAAUUGUAAAUAUUUAAAAAGUGAACAUUAAUUUCGAAUCAUUUCGAUUUUAUGUUUAAAAUUUAAAAAAAUAUGCUCGCGUGUGUAUAGAUAAUUUAGUAUUUUUAAAGGACGGAUUAGAUAACGAACCAAGAUGAUCGACCCCAGCUCGUCAGAGGAAGACAGUGAUGACGAGCAUAAGAAGCAGCCAUCUAAAUUGCCAGUGGUGCCCCCCGGGUCGCUGGCGGGUGGUCGGCCCUCAGUCCGGGGCAAGCCGGAGCUACCGCGCGGGUCCACUGUGGGGCUACCAGGUGCGAGUCCACUAACUACAGCCCCACUGGCCGCCCCCCUUCACCCCGCAACCCGGCAAAGAGAAGCAGCAGCUUUAGCGCCACCACCACAUGCAUCUUUCUUGCGCAGGACGUCGACGGGCAGCGCCAGUUCGGGGGAGGCUCCAGCGCCCUCCCCAAGCCCGUCUGGAGCAAGCCAUUCUGAUAAGGACCAAGACCCUCAGGAGAAGAUCGAAAAGCUAGAAGAAGACAAAAAACGCCGGCUUCAACUGUACGUGUUUGUGUCAAGAUGUAUCGCGCAUCCAUUCAACGCAAAGCAGCCGACAGAUAUGACGAGAAGGCACACGAAACUGACGCCACAUCAGCUGGAGACCAUACAAGCCAGGUUUCAGGCUUUCCUCAAAGGUGAAACACAAAUCCUGGCAGAUGAGGCUUUCCAGAACGCGGUUCAGUCGUACCAUGAUGUCUUUCUUAAGUCCGAACGAGUGGAGCAAAUGGUCAAGUCUGGUGCUUGUUCCCAUCAUGAUUUCCGGGAGGUCUUCAGAAACAACAUUGAAAAGAGAGUCAGGUCUUUACCAGAAAUAGAUGGUUUAAGUAAAGAAACAGUCUUAACGUCAUGGCUAGCUAAAUUCGAUUGUAUAAUGAAAGGAACGGGGAUUCCCGGAGACGACGAGUCCAAGAGGCCAAGUCGAGCUCAGCAGCAGAGCCUCAAUGCUGAGUGCAUCCUCAGCAAGGAGCAGCUCUACGACAUGUUCCAGCAGAUCCUCGGGGUCAAGAAGUUUGAACACCAGCUGCUUUUCAAUGCUCUUUUGUUGGACUCAGCAGACGAGCAGGCUGCAGCCAUCAGGAGGGAGCUAGACGGAAGAAUGCAGAAAGUCAAUGAGAUGGAAAGGAACCGCAAGCUAAUGCCCAAAUUCGUGCUGAAAGAGAUGGAAUCACUCUACAUCGAAGAACUGAAGUCUUCGAUCAACCUCCUCAUGGCCAAUUUGGAGUCCUUGCCCGUGUCGAAGGGCGGCGCAGACUCCAAAUAUGGCUUGCACAAAAUCAAGCGGUAUAAUCACAGACCAAACGCGGGACCAGACCCGGCUCCAAGGCUGAGUAAGCAGCUGUGUUUCAGAUCGCAAGGGUCUCUUGCCAACAAGUUGACUGGUGAAGCCGACGGUGGUGACGUCGACACGCAACUCACGAAAAUGGAUGUAGUGUUAACUUUCCAGAUUGAGGUGGUAGUUAUGGAAGUAAAAGGUCUGAAAUCUCUAGCACCUAACAGAAUAGUUUACUGUACGAUGGAAGUGGAAGGGGGAGACAAAUUACAAACGGAUCAAGCUGAAGCAUCUAAACCCAUGUGGGAUACCCAAGGUGACUUCAGCACCACACAACCCCUUCCAGCCGUCAAAGUCAAACUGUAUACUGAAAACCCUGGUAUGCUCGCGUUAGAAGACAAAGAAUUAGGCAAAGUCGUUUUAAGGCCUACACCUUUAUCUAGUAAGGCACCUGAAUGGCAUCGCAUGAACGUACCCAAGAACCUGCCAGAUCAAGAUUUGAGAAUCAAGAUAGCAUGUCGAAUGGACAAGCCAUUGAACAUGAAGCACUGCGGCUACCUCCACGUGAUCGGCAAGAACGUGUGGCGGAAGUGGAAGCGUCGGUACAUGGUUCUGGUCCAGGUCAGCCAGUACACCUUCGCAUUGUGUUCAUACAAAGACAAGAAGUCAGAGCCGGCGGAGAUGAUGCAGCUAGACGGGUUCACUGUAGAUUAUAUAGAGUUGGCUAGCGCGCAACUCAUCGUCGGGCAAGGUAAAAAACAUUUUACAGAAUUGGAGGGGGCCAAGUAUUUCAUGAAUGCAGUACGGGAUGGAGAAUCAGUGUUGAUGGGGGUGACUGAUGAGAAUGAAUGUCAUUUGUGGGUGAUGGCACUGUAUAGAGCUACUGGGCAGAGUCACAAGCCUACUCCACCGACAACAUCAGAUACGCAUAUUAAAAUUAUGGGAGAUGCGGACAAAGCUCGCAAGCAUGGUAUGGAGGACUACAUUCAAGCUGAUCCCUGCCAGUUUGACCAUCAUCUACUCUUCUGUAUGUUGCAAUCGCAAACUCUGAAAUAUCGCCUGCAAGAUCCGUACUGUUCACUGGGCUGGUUCUCUCCCGGGCAAGUAUUUGUCCUAGACGAAUACUGCGCUAGGUACGGAGUGAGAGGAUGCUAUCGCCACCUUUGUUACCUCUCCGAUCUUCUAGAUGUAGCAGAAAGCGGUCAACAGACAGUUGAUCCGACAUUGAUGCAUUAUUCUUUUGCUUUCUGCGCGAGUCAUGUGCAUGGAAACAGCGCUGAAGAAGGCAGUUCCGGAGUAAGUUCCACGGUGGAGGUCGUUCACAGUACCGCGACCUUGCCUGGCAGGCCAGACGGAGUGGGCAGCAUCACGGUGCAGGAGAAGGAGAAGUUUGCCGAGAUCAAGGAGAGGCUGAAGACGCUGCUGCAGCAUCAGAUCACGAACUUCAGAUACGCGUUCCCGUUUGGACGGCCUGAAGGCGCUUUGAAGGCAACACUGUCACUGUUAGAACGGGUGUUAAUGAAGGACGUGGCGACUCCAGUGGCUCCCGAAGAAGUCAGGGCGAUGAUACAGACAAGCCUCGAAAACGCGGCUUUACUGAACUACACACAGCUUAGUCAGAAAGCUAAUAUUGAAGAGGAUUUAAGAGGCGAAACGAUGGUGACGCCUUCGAAGAAACUGGAAGAUCUGACUCAUUUAGCGGAGCUGUGUGUUGAUCUACUUCAGCAAAACGAAGAACACUAUGCUGAGGUUUAUAACACAAAACCGGAUUCUAGCGGGCAACCAAAUGCGUUCGCGUGGUUCUCGGAACUGCUCGUGGAACAUGCUGAAAUCUUCUGGGCGCUGUUUGGUGUCGACAUGGACAGGGUCCUGGCUGAACAGCCUCCGGACACUUGGGACUCUUUCCCGCUGUUCCAGAUUUUGAAUGAUUAUUUAAGAACAGACGAAAACCUCAAAGGUGGACGGUUCCAUGAGCAUCUGCGAGACACGUUUGCACCCCUGGUGGUGCGGUAUGUGGACCUGAUGGAGUCUUCGAUAGCACAGUCCUUGCAUAAAGGGUUCGAGAAGGAACGGUGGGAGAUCAAAGGUAAUGGUUGUUCAACCAGCGAGGAGUUGUUCUGGAAGCUGGACGCGCUGCAGUGCUUCAUCAGGGACCUGCAUUGGCCUGAGCCAGAAUUCCGCUCGCACUUGGAACAGAGGCUCAAGCUGAUGGCCAGUGAUAUGAUGGAGACUUGUAUACAGAGAACCGAGGCUUCUUUCCAGUCGUGGCUUAAGAAGAGCGUUACGUUCAUGUCGACUGACUACAUCCUACCGGCGGAGACGUGCGCGAUGGUCAACGUGGCGCUGGACGCCAAGAACCAGGCGCUGAAGUUGUGUGCUGUCGAGGGCGUUGAUAUUUACCAAUACCACGCUAAGAUGGACGCGCAGAUUGAGGCGUGUCUCCAAGCAAUGGCUACUGGAAUGACUACAAGAUUGUCUGCGGUCCUGGAAGCAACGCUCGCAAAAAUCGCUAGGUUUGAUGAAGGAAGCUUGAUCGGCUCCAUCUUGACGAUAGCUAACGUGUCCGGCUCCGGCAAGGACAUCGGCCAGGGCUAUGUCAACUUUAUGAGGAACUCCAUGGACCAAAUCAGAUCUAAGGUGACGGACGAGCUGUGGAUCCUGCAGCUGUUCGAGCAGUGGUACGGCGCGCAGGCGGGGCAGCUGGACGCCUGGCUCGCCGAGCGGCCCGCGCUGCACGUGCACCAGGUCGCCUGUCUCUCCAUCAUACUCAAGAAAAUGUACAGUGACUUCGAGUUGCAAGGCGUGAUCGACGACAAGCUGAACUCGAAGGUGUACCAGAACGUAGCGGCGAGGAUGCACACAGAGGAAGCAACAUGCAGUCUACUACUGGCGCAACAGGACGCUGGCGGCGGUGAUGACGGAGGCUCAGAAGAGGGAUCCCGAACCGGAAAGUCCAAAUUAGAGGCGCUGACAGAAGAAGCCAAGUUAGGAAAUGUCACCGCUGUCGUAGGAAAGGUUGGCAAUAUCUUCGGCCGCGGCAUUGGAGAGCUUUCAACGAAAUUAGGUGGCCCAUCGUCUUGGUUUUAGCGCAUUACAUGCCCAAAAAAUUCACAAGUGUUUGUAAACAUAACUUCCUUUGCAUAUAUUGACGUACUGAGAUGAGAUUUCAAACUGCUUUUUGCUGCUGCAUCUAAAACGCAUUUUUAGCUGAUAACAAAUUAUUCGUUAAUGCUGCAGUAUCAAAAAGCGUUUAACUAUUCUGUGAUGACGAUAAAAACCUUCUUUUGCAUUCGAUUAAAAUCUAGAAUGUCCGCCAUUUUGCAUGUAAGAAUUUAAUUGUUACAAAAUGGCGUUUAUGCGCUAUAAUUAUAUAAUAUAAGUGGCCAGUUGAUGCAUAGCUUAGUGUGAUUACUUAGAGUAAACAAGGUCUAGAUUUUAUUUUAUAAAGGCUUUAUGUACAGUUAAUAUCAUCAUUCGUUUAUUGGAGCAAAUAACGUGGAAUAGAUGUUAAGAGUAGUAUUUGAUAACACGAUUAUUUAUAAUGAAAAACAUUAUAUAUGAGUGCAUACAUAAACAUAAUGCUACAAUAAGAAAACAUAUCGCUUUGGCAAAAUUAUUUCAUGUGUUAUAAAAUUAAUGCCAUUGAUAUAUUUAUUUACAAAUAAAUUAUAUUGAAUGGAGUCAGGUUGAAAUGCGAGUGUGAGAAAAAGAUGUUUUAUUAUUAUUUAUAAUAGUUACCUACUUUAAAUAAAUUUACGUUAAACUUUCUAUAAACUGUUGUUCGGGAAAGCGUUUGUUUUGUGUGACACUAUUCAUAUUCACCUCCAUAAAGAGUGACAUAGCACAUAGACUUAAAAAGUGCAGAAUUUUUAAUGCAUCUCUUUCUAUUUACCUAUAACUUCAGAAACAGUAUUUUUCUAAUUAAUGAUAAAUCCACUAUUAAACAUCGGUUGAUUUGUCGAAUUAAAACUCGAAAUCUUCUGAAGUUUUUGUGUUUUUAUAAAAACAAAUAUGGCGCCAAAUAUUUAUUUUUUGAACGUCUAUGUUGCCAGUAAAUAUCACCCUUAUUUAGGGGAAAGGUUAAUUGUUUUUAUAAAAAUGCAUGAUAAAUUAGCCACUUUGCUGUAGUAUAAUUCUCUAUUUAUAUUUUGAUUCUCUGUAGAUUCUAAUAACGAUCUAGUGACUUUUACCUUGACUAGUCGUCAAAAUAAUAAACUAUUUAUAAAAACUACUAUAUUAUAGUUAUAUUUGUUAACAAAAUAAUAUUCUUCUACGCUAAACACCUUACAAAUUUUUGAACUAGAAAAAUUUAAAAUCCUUAGAUAAAACUUUAAUGAAUAAAAUAGCGUAUAGACGCUACGCUGAGUCGCCUUAAAUUGUCUUGUUGAGAACGGCUUAAAAAAUAGACCUCAAACUGUUACUACGAACUCUUCUAAAUGUAUAUUAUUCACAAUAAAUACCUUUAAUAUCAUUUUCACAUUUUUUGGCUUGUUGAAACCUGUAAAGAGUUUUAUAGCUCAAGUAAUGUUCUGGCUUAACAUAAAAAUAAGUCGCUAGCUCACUGUCAAAUUUUAUUGAUUUGUUAACACUGGUCAUCGAAUUACUAAGUUUACAAUUUAAAUAGCGUUGCCACUAUUUUUCAUACUCACGAGGAUACUGAAUGUAUUAAAAAUAUAUAUAUAUAUAUAAUCAUGUAUAACGUCACAAUAGGACAGUAAUGGAAUGGCACAGUAUGUAACGUAAAGAAAAAGUAAUGUAGUGCUCACGUAUCAUAAAUAGUUAAUAGAUGUCAUAUGUUAUUCAAAUAAUUAACAAAAAAGUAUCGGCAAUUUUAAUACGCAGUUUUUUAAGUGUUUUGUAAGCAUAGUUGUAUUUUUUCAUACAUGAAAAUCACCAAUUCACAAAUACCUAACAUGUUUUUGUUGUACGGAACCACGAUUAGUUAUUACAUAAUUAUUAUUUUUUAAUUCUUUUUUAUUUAACGAGAUUUAUUUUUAUGUAUAGUUCAUAAAAUAUGAAUAAACGAUGCAAUUAGUUCACACGAUUGUAAAUUAACGCUGUUACUAUGAUAUAAUAUUCAAUAUUAGACGUUAAUUGGACGUUUUAAAUAAGAAUUCACAAUUUCAAUUUCAAAGACAUACGAUGUGGAAUUGUAAGAAUUUGCCUUUACUUUAACUUCUAAAUACUCAGGUAUUAGAAAAAAGUAAAAUUGUGCAUGAUUACUCUUUAUUUGUGUAUUAAUUUUAUGUUAACCGCGUAAAUAUAAACCUUAUUUUUUUCUAUCGAUUUUUUUUUCAAAGCCGCGAAAGAAAAAAGGAAAAAAAAAUACAAUAAGGAUCUGCCUACUGCCUACACUACUCCUAAUAGGUAGUGAUAAAACGCAACGCUCCGAAUAUAAUCAUAAAUUGUUCUAAUAUUCACGGAAAAUUACAGUCAUGUGAACUUAAUCUAACUUUAUACAUAAUCAUUAUCGCAUUAAUUGAUCACAUUUUUUUUGGGUAUCGUGCUCAAUCGAAUGAAAACGACAGUUUUGUAGUGUUUAAGAGCAUUAUGAUCUGACUGAAGUAAAUACAUAGAUUGCUUGUAUGAUUUUGCUAAGAGGGAAACUCACAGUGGUAUGGUAAAUGAUUACAUCGACGUUCAAAAUUAGUCGUAGAUUAUAGAUCUACAAAAAAAAAGUACUUAUUUAACAAAACAAAAUCGUAGUUUAAACUUCAAAUAUUUGAAUAAUUAUAAUAAAAUAUUAUAAUAGACAGGUCUUGCCAGCGGAAAUUAAUUCAAUAUUAUACUUAAAUUAACUAACGUUCACUUUUGAUUUCACACUUUCAGUUCUUGUGAAAUUAGAAAUUCAUUUUGAAUUUAUUUAAGCAAUACUUAUAUGACUUUACUUACCUUCAAAUGGGAAAUAAAAAAUAGUAUAAAUGCUGGAUUAUAAAAAUAUAUCAUUAAGCAGUUGCGCGUACACCUGUGUGCCUGUGACAAUCAUGACUACAUUAUACAACAAUGACCGUGAUUCAAAUUAUAUGUGAAUGUGAAUGAAAGCCCCUGUGAGUUUCUUUAGAUGCUUGGGGAGCCGUCGAGUGUAUCGCGAAUGUAAUGGGAUACAAUAAAAUAUUUACAAUAAAAAUGUUUACUGUUCC